GUGGAGUGAAAUCAGAAAGACAAAUAGCAACCUGGUUGUUAUUGGGAAAACAACCCUCGAUUACAAAGAAGACUUCGAUGCUGAUGCGGAAGAUGAUGAUGCAGAUAACGUAGAGGAAUCUGAGGGUGAUGAAUUUGAGCAGGAGACUGGUUGAUGUGUCCCGAUUUUUUUUUCCCUUAAAAAAAUUGUUUUGGUGAAAUUUGGAAACUACUUGUUAUUCACUGCUUGUUGAUCAUGAAGUACUUGACCAUGUGGCAUUGGAUACAUUAUAUAUAUUUGUUGCCUGACAUCAAGCUAUUUCUAUAUGCAUGUCCACACUUGAAAGGAA
This is a messenger RNA of Elaeis guineensis (African oil palm), 328 nucleotides long. The record is from RefSeq and is a predicted model, not a curated record. Lineage: Eukaryota; Viridiplantae; Streptophyta; Magnoliopsida; Arecales; Arecaceae.